AUGCUCUCUAGGAACCUCUUGCGCGACCCUUCGAGCGAUCUCGCCGGCCGGCUGGCGGCACGCGGCAUCGACCCGGUCGAGCUCGACGCCUGGCGCGAUGCGGACACCCAACGUCGCGCCGCCGUCACCGAGCUGGGCGAGCUGCAGCAUCAGCGCAAGGAGGCGUCGAAGGAAAUCGGCCAGAUCAAGCGCCAGGGAGGCGACGCCGACCGGCAGAUCUCCGCGGUGGCCGAGAUCAAGGCCGCGAUGGAAGGUCUCGAGUCGCGCACGGCGGAACUCGAUGGAGAGCUGGCCCGUCUGGCGGCCGGAUUUCCCAACCUGGCCAACGAGACCGUGCCGGUGGGCAAAGACGAAGCCGCCAACCGGGUCGAGCGCACGGUGGGCGAGCCACCGAGCUUCGACUUCGAGAUCCAGGCCCAUUGGGAUCUCGGACCGGCGCUCGGCAUUCUCGACUUCGAGCGCGGCGUCAAGCUGGCCGGGGCGCGGUUUACCACCUACUUCGGCGCCGGCGCCCGGCUCGAGCGCGCCUUGAUCCAGCUGAUGCUCGACCUGCACGCCGGGCAUGGCUACACCGAGGUUCUGCCGCCGUUCAUCGUCAACGGCGAAGCGCUCCACGGUACCGGCCAAUUGCCCAAGUUCGAGCACGACCUGUUCAAACUGCGCAGCGAUCACGAGUUCUAUCUGUCGCCCACCGCCGAGGUGCAGCUGACCAAUCUGCACGCCGGUGAGAUCCUGGCCGAAGACGAUCUGCCGCGGCGCUAUACGGCUUACACGCCGUGCUUCCGCUCCGAGGCGGGUUCCUACGGCAAAGACGUGCGGGGCCUGUUCCGCCAGCACCAGUUCAACAAAGUCGAGCUAGUGCAAAUCGUCCAUCCGGACGAGAGCCCGUCGGCUCACCAGCAGCUCACCGGCCAUGCCGAGAAAGUCCUGCAGGUGCUCGAGCUGCCCUACCAAGUGCUCACCCUGUCGACUGGUGACAUGGGCUUCUCGGCCGCCGAGACUCACGACAUCGAAGUCUGGCUGCCGGGGCAAGACACCUACCGCGAGAUCAGCUCGUGCAGUAACUGCACCGACUUCCAAGCGCGCCGCGCCGGCCUACGCUACCGCCCGGCCGGCGGCGGCAAACCGCGCUUCGUGCACACGCUCAACGGCUCAGGCCUGGCGGUAGGCCGCACCCUGAUCGCCGUGCUGGAAAACAACCAGCAAGCCGACGGCACGGUAAAGAUCCCCCAGGCCUUGCAGCCCUACAUGGGCGGCCAGGAGAUCAUCAAGGGGCCCUGA
Messenger RNA from Nerophis lumbriciformis (worm pipefish), 1281 nucleotides. The record is from RefSeq and is a predicted model, not a curated record. NCBI's taxonomy places the organism in Eukaryota, Metazoa, Chordata, Actinopteri, Syngnathiformes, Syngnathidae.